GUGCCACUUGUCGACCAACCGCAAACGUCACCGGGGCGGUGGGCAGCGCAUCCCCAUCACACAAUUUGCGGCGCGCUUCUUUCAUCUCUUUCUCUCUUCUUUGUUUGCUUUCCCUGUAAAAGAAAAGCCACCAGUGGCAUACGGGCACGAAACGGCGUCCUCGGUAGUCGCGCUGUUCUUCGACGCUCCCUUUAAAAACUUCAACAACCCCCAAAAAGAACGCGCGCAUCCCUCCUCGCCCCGCUUUAGAAGGGACCCAUUAGACGAUACUCACACUUUCAUUCCUCCCUCCCCCCCCCCCCUGCAGGCUCCACCCUAGAAGGAGAGGAAGCGCACCUCUGCUGCACCAUUCACCAGCUCUUCUCUUCCUCAAGCUGAAGACGCAUUUCCCAUGAACCCGUACUUCUACAGCCACCACCACAUUCCACCGUCCCGCUCACCGCGUAUCAACGCGACGGCCGCAAAGCGCACUGCUGCCCACCGCGACGCCUCUUCGCCGCCGCCGCCGCCGCCGUCGUCACGUGCAUCUCAUUCAACCUCAGCCGCCGAGCCGGCACAGGGAACGGCGCAGCACGGAGGCCCUCCGCAGCACCUCCGCUCUCCUCCUGACCCAGGUAGCAGCACCACCGCCGUCACUACACCGCCAUCGCCGGCUUUGCCGGUUGGUGUGCCGCAAACAACACGUGCACAGGAAGGAAAAGCAGGUGUGUUGGCACCCCCACCUCUGCCCGCACCGCAGCCCGUGUCGUCCGCCGUUCCCUGUCUCGUCCUCUUCAGUCCGCAGGGCCCACGACCGCUGUCUGGACUCACCACUACUUCCAGCACCACCACAACGACUACGCCGAGGGCGACGCUGUCUCAUGGGGGUUCGACCGGCGGCUCCACCGGCCAUCGCGCACUCCUGCAGAACCGCUCGUCCUCCGUCAAUCGCCUGGUCGGGGGUGACAGCCCCGCGAAGGGCACCGCCGGACUGUCGCGGGGUUCUGCGCCGCCCCUCAACGGUGUCCGCUGCGUCUACGACCGCGACACCCGCUCACAGCUGCUGCACAUUGCGCCUGGGACGGAGGUGGACUUCUCCGGCUGCAUGCGGCUGCCGGUCGUCACUCGAGGGUCAGCAGGGGCAGGUGGCGGCGUGGUCGGGCACACCAUCUUAGUCGUGCAGUUUUGUGCCGCCGCGCCGGUGCUGUCGGCGGCGGAGCGACAGCGUACCCUGCCCUCGACGCUGUCGCCGCCGUAUCUUCCGCCCCCGGGAAGCGUUCACAUCGAACUGGUUGUACGCACGACGACGAACGGCAGUGGCAGCGGGAACAGUGGCCGCCACCACGAUAGCAGGAGCACCGCACUGAUGUCCCCACGCAGCAACUCCAACGCGGGCAGCACCAGCAGUAAUGCACGGGGCGGCUAUCGUCUGCGCUUCACCAACGCGGUACGCGAGGUGCAGCGGCAUGCCCAUCACACCCGCAUUCCGCUGCAGUGCGUGCGCACCGCACAGUGGGUGCAGCUCUACGUGGACGUGGACAGCGUUGUGCAGGCGUGCGGGUUGCAGGGCGGGCUCACGGCCUCGAAAGCUGCCGCGACGGCAGCCUUCCGCCUCCAUCAGCUGCGGAUUGGUGCCGGGGCAACCGCGAGUGGCGUCGGCGGUGGUGGUGGCAGCGGUGGGCUUUACGUUCGCCGCAUCGUCGCCGGGCACGGACUGCCGCUGCCACGGCACCACGGAGUCGACCACCUGCUGCACCCGGCUGGGCAGCAAAGCUUUGCAGAGGCGUCGAUGACGGUGGGCGGCGGCGGACCCGUCGCAGGUGCGGCGCCGGCCACGUGGACGCUGCCGGAGCCGCUGCGCCUGCCGGCGGAGGCGGGAGAGGUUCUCACGUUGUUUGUUCGCACCGGGGAAGAAGUUGUACUGCGUACGCCGCCGCCGCCGCCGCCACCGCUGGGGACCACGGCCGAGGAAAUCGGCCAAGAGAACCUUGCAAAGGCGGCACAGCACGCGGAACAGCCAGAGCUGCAUCCGCUGUCCGGCCAGCCACACAUACGAAGAGACUCUACGAAAUCCCAUCCGCCCUCCGCCGCCGUACCGCCCUUCUCGGGUGCGCCGCAACGCUCUUCCACACCCCCGUCUGCGCAGUUGGACGCACCGAAGGUGGCGGAGGGGCGAGGGACGUCGCGCCACCGCGAACCCCAGCCGUCGCUCGACCACACCUCACCGAGAGUGCAGCGGAAGGAAAAGCCUCGCCGACCUCACCCAACAGCUUUAGAGCUUUUGCAGGUAAACCAGAAUCAACAUCAGCAGCACCAGCAGCAGCAGCAGCAGCAGCAGUAUCCGUCGGAACACCAAGUCCAAACACGACCUCGUUCAUCUCACUUGUACGCCAACACGCCCACCAACCGCUUUACCGAAGUCGACGCACUUUCAGGGCGGUCCUCCUCCUCGUCGCCGUCCCCCUCCGAGGCAGAGGCAUUCGCAGGAGGCGGUGUGGUUGUUUCUACCCCCCGUUCUACGCUGCCAGGGGGUGUCUCUCCAUCCCCACGAUUUACACCACAAGCCCGACAGAGCCCGCGUGAGCAGCGCCACCUUUAUAAGGGAAAUAGAGGAGCGACGGGAGAAGGUGAACGCGCGCAGCAGUACGAAAGGGAGGAGGAAGAGGAAAAGGACGAAGAAUGGGUAGUGGAAGGUACUCCUGCGCGAGGCCUCGACGCGGCAGCCGUGGUGCCCUCCUCUUCCUCUCAAACGUCUGCAGCUUUUCAUCACCCCAGCGUGAAGGUGUCGACGCCCCCUGCAGAUCGCAAAGCCGCUGCCGCGGCGAAGUGGACAGCCUUUCCCUCGACGCCUUCUCCUGCGCGCGCUACGACGCAACGGCCAUCGUCCUCCUUCGACAACGUUGCGGGUGCCAGCGGUGCCACGUCGAUGGAAACAUCGUCCGUUGCCUCCGCGCCCACCACCGCCUCCACUUCCUCCUCGGCCCUCUCCUGCACUUCCGCUGCGGUGGAACUUAUGCGUGAGAUGAACGAACGCGUGCGUCGCCUGCACACCGUACUGACCAAACACCAAGGUGCCGCACCAGACCUCGACGUCCCCGCGAGGCUUCUGAGCCGCAACGCACUGACGAAGGCGACUGCUGCGCCGUCUUCCUCUUCUUCCCUUCUUGCCCUACCGCCGCCAUUACCGGCAGCACCUGCGGCUCCUCUUCUCCCUCCCCCUGCUGCAGAUCCUACGACGGACGGUGAAGGUGUCGCGGAGCACGCAGCGGCCGCAGAACCACGCGCAGGUGUGCGUCGCGCGGCGACAGCUAUGCCAGCGCUAUCCACCAAAGCACACGGGACGACCACUCCUCUCUCUCUCCUCGCCGCCAUCAUGGGAGACGCGUGGAAAGGCAACGACGCUGCCGCUGCCGCUGCUGCUGCUGCUGGCGACGCGGGAAGCGCCACAGCACUCCAUGCAGGAGCACGAAGCGAUGGCGACGACGGCACCCACGCGCCACCUCUCCCUCCUGCCACCGCUUCCGUCUCUACUGCGGCCGCUGGAGACGCAAAGGCGGUGUUGGAGCUGUGGAGCUCCGGCGAGGUGCCGCUGGCGCUGCCGCUUUUUUCCGCUCCGCCAUCUCGCCCCACUUCUCGAAGAGCAGCGCACGACGCCGCGAUAGGGAGGGAGGGCGGCCGCGCGGAAGAGGAGGAGGACGACAAUGCCCCGCUCCCUCCUCGUCCCGGCAGUGCGGUCACGUCAUGGACCUUCCGGUCCACCUCCAUCGCUCCUGCAGCCACCACCACCACCACUACCACCGCCACCGCCACGGCUUCAGAGAACGCCGCUGCGGGUCCCCCGCAUAUUAUUUCUUCAGCAGCAGCAGCUGCGGGCGCACUGCCACGUGAGGAAGCCCUUCACCGGGCACAUGUGCUGGCACGAACUCCACCCAUGUCCUCCAACACGGUGGUGGCCGGUCUUGCGCCGGCACGCGCUGCCACGAAAGCGGUGGUGUGGCGCAGGCCCGCAGCCACCGUCGAACCACCAGAAACACCGCCGCGACCACCGCAACCAGCGGCAGGGAAGAGGGCGACCCGGGACGUAGCUUCGGAUGAGGUGCGUCUUGGCGAGAGCACACCGCUGGGGCCCCGGCUGGUUCGCCCGACCGGCCCUCCCGACACGACCGCAUCGGCGGGUGGGCACGGCGGAAAGGAUGCGAAGGCCGCAGCGCCGGUGAAGAGGUGGGCUGUGCAGCGAGAGGCACCGUCACCGGCGCAGCCCCCACCCGUUCCGCUGGCCCCGACGGCGUCCGACCUGCCUACGGAGGAGUCAGCCAGGCAGACACCGCUCAGGGGAGCUGUGUUAAAGGCUCCCCGGUCUGCGCCCACGAACAAGGCCCAGAAUGCGGCGAUGACGCCGACACUUCACCCAACCGACGCUGCACCACCGAGCCAUCAGAGCUGCAGCACCGUCAGCAGCUUUCACAUGUGGCUUCCCCACCCAAUGCCCGUGUUGUCCGCCAGCCGCGCGCGCUACCCAGUCUUCACGACACCCUCUAGCGGAGGUGUGGAGGGGACGAGGAACAGCGAAGGACGCAGCCACGUUUCAUGGCCCUCUACUGCGCUGCGCAACAACGGUGAUGAUGAUGGAGCUGCUGCUGCUGCUGCUGCAGCGGAAAUGGAUGCCGCAUCGAGACGGGCGGCACCUCCUGCAGUCAGGCUCUCUGCCGCGGGGGUGGCACCGUUUGCGCAGAUGGGACUCUCCGCACGCUCGGGCGGUAAACAGUCAACGAACGCGAGAGCUGCCGCACCUUCUGCUACUGCAGCUGCAGCUUCCUCUGCUGUUCCAUUGGGUGUCCCGUUGCAGCCGGACGACGGCGGUCGGAGAGACAUGAGGGCACCUUCGCCGCGGGACGCACCGGGUGCGGUGAGGACGGGCGAUGCGCAGGGGGGCACCAACCAUUACAUCUACGACAGUGUGCUGCAGUGCUACCUGGAUUUGGCGACAAACGCCUAUGUGGAGAGCGUCCAGUGA
Messenger RNA from Leptomonas pyrrhocoris, 4993 nucleotides. RefSeq lists its product as hypothetical. NCBI's taxonomy places the organism in Eukaryota, Euglenozoa, Kinetoplastea, Trypanosomatida, Trypanosomatidae. The coding region runs from base 392 to 4993 and encodes 1533 amino acids. The transcript has a single exon. The record is from RefSeq and is a predicted model, not a curated record.